AUGUUCUUCAAAGAAACACAUUUAGCAAAUUAUAAAAAUAAGAAAAACGGACUGAGGGAAGUCACUCAAAAAUGCCUCAAUAUAAUCGACUUCAAUUAUCACAAUAUAACAUCGCUGAUAAGUAAGAACAACAGUGGUGAUCUUUUAAUAAGCUACCAAUUUAGUGAUGAUGAAAUAAAAUUUGAUUCAAACGAAAAUUUAUGCAGUAAUGACAUAUACUUCCCAGAAAGUUCGUAUACAAAUAAUGACUUUAAAAAUUUGUUAGGAUGGGUACCAAGGAAUUUGGAACUCUCAGAACCAACAGGCACCGAUUCUAUUCCUUGUGCAUUCUUUUUUUCAGAAAACCAAAAUAAAGGAUCAACAAAUAAUAAAAUAAUUUUAUAUUUACACAAGUUUAAUGAAGAUUUGGGUACCAUUAUUCCAACAAUAAAUGCACUACAUAACAAAUUAAAAAUGAAUAUUAUAGCAAUGGAAUAUUCAGGAUAUGGUGCAAGCUUUGACACGUAUGAACAGAAACUUAUAUCUAUUGUAAAUGAUUCAUUUACUAUUUUAAAAUUUAUUGUUAAUUUUUUAAAAAUUCCUUAUAGCAAUAUAUAUAUAUUAUGCUAUGAUUUUUUGGCAAGCUCCGCUAUAGAGGUUGUAAAUCGAUAUGAACACGUGUAUGGAAAAAAUGAAGCCCUAGGUGGACUAGUUCUUAUCAAACCUCAACUGCUGCAAAUUGUGAGCCAGUAUACAGUCCCACCAUCUUGCAAAGAAAAGGAUGAUAUUGUAUUAAUAAACAAUGAUCUGAACAACGUUACAAGGAGAAAGGAAGCUAUGGAAGAAUACACAAAUAUCAUUUUUGAUGAAACUACUACAGAAGUUCGUAGAGGAGCUUCCCCAGAAAAGGAUAUCCAAAUUUGUAGUGAGGGAGCAAAAUACGAAAGUAACUAUUCAUACGCAAAGGAAUCAAAUGAAAAAAAUCCCACAAUAAUGGCCACAAAAAAAUGGUAUCAAUAUCUUGGAUUUCAAAAAGGCAAAGAAAUACUACACCAUAUAACGAGAAAUAGCAUGAAGAAAAAUAGUUUGAUAAAAAAAGGAGGAAUUACAAAUAGUAGAGACGUGGAUAAUAAAACUUGCAAUGACACAAUUGUAAGAAGUAAAUCUUAUAAAUCUAGUAAUGGCAUAAUGACUUGUGAUAUGUCUUUAUUUUAUAGUGAUAACAGUAAAUAUAUUAAGAGAGGAGAAGAUAAUGAAAUACCGAACUCGUUAAUGAAAAGAAUUCUAAAAGAUACAUUUGAUAUGAAUCAUUCUAUAAAUUCAAUAAAAUCAAUCUCAUGUUCUAUUUUAAUUUUUCAUCCUGAAAAUUAUUCAUAUAAAAAUUCAAGCUCAUAUAUAUUGCUAAGUAAUGCGAAAGAAUGUAAAAAAAAAGCAGCUUUUCUAUAUGAUUUUAUGAAUGAAGACUUUAUUACAGCUUUUAAAUGGUUCUUUUCCGAUACUUCCGAUUCUCAUAAGAAAGACAAAUUAUUUAAAAAUCUAUUGUAUUUAUAUAUACAUCCUUCGCAUAAUAGAAAAGACAAUAGUUCAAGUGCAGAGAUGAAGAAAGAAUCAAAUCGAAUUAUGAAUAAUGAGUACGAAGAUAAUAUAUGUACAGAUUUAGAUGAAAUAUGUAAUAGUAGUUUUGAUUUAAAUUUUCCUGUAAAUGUUGAUGGAAACUUUAAUGAACCCCAUAACAAUAGUGUCAAAAAUAGCUUCACCCAUGGAAGCAAUUUAAAUGAUGACAUAACAAGUGACUGUGAUAAUUCUCCUAAUUUUUAUAUGAACAAAUAUACCCAUUUCAACAACAAAAAUUCCAUUCACAUUCCUAACGAAAUUUUUAUAUGUCCAGAAAUAAUUCAGGAAGAAAAGUAA
Messenger RNA from Plasmodium gonderi, 1890 nucleotides. RefSeq lists its product as hypothetical. The record is from RefSeq and is a predicted model, not a curated record. NCBI's taxonomy places the organism in Eukaryota, Apicomplexa, Aconoidasida, Haemosporida, Plasmodiidae. Bases 1 to 1890 code for a protein of 629 amino acids. The transcript has a single exon.